This is a messenger RNA of Daktulosphaira vitifoliae (grape phylloxera), 962 nucleotides long. RefSeq names its product longitudinals lacking protein-like (gene lolal). The record is from RefSeq and is a predicted model, not a curated record. Bases 321 to 698 code for a protein of 125 amino acids. The transcript has 4 exons. Gene Ontology annotation, molecular function: protein binding. Gene Ontology annotation, biological process: regulation of transcription by RNA polymerase II. NCBI's taxonomy places the organism in Eukaryota, Metazoa, Arthropoda, Insecta, Hemiptera, Phylloxeridae. Gene Ontology annotation, cellular component: nucleus.
UACUCACACUCAUGUUUAUUUCACACAACACGGGUCAACGUUUUUUACGUAUUGUUUAUCUAUAACUUGUUAUUAUACUUGUCUAUGUUAUAAUGUUGAUCAAACCAAUGACUAAAAUUUAGUCGACAACGUUAAAUUACUCAUAAUAUUUAUUUCAUAAUAUUUAAUGCAUUUCAGUUCAUGUGCUGUAUGAGACUAUUACUUUUCAAUUUGAUGUUAUUGAAUUUGUUUUAGUACUGGAAUCAUUUAUAAUAGUACAAAUUUAAGACGUUAUCAGUAGUAACCAAUUAACUUAAACGAAGAAAAGACAAGAGUUUAAUAUGGCUGAUCAACAACAAUAUUUCUUAAAAUGGAAUGAUUACCAAAGUAAUAUGGUUUCAUCAUUUAAACAUCUAAGAAACGAAAAAAGUUUUACUGAUGUUACAUUAGCAUGCGAGGGUCAAACUUGUAAAGCUCACAAAAUGGUGUUAUCUGCCUGCAGUCCUUACUUUAAAGCCUUAUUAGAGGAAAAUCCUUCUAAACAUCCAAUCAUUAUACUUAAAGAUGUACCUUUUAGUCACCUACAAUCAAUACUUGAGUUCAUGUAUGCUGGUGAAGUUAAUAUUAGCCAAGAACAAUUGCCAGCCUUCUUGAAAACUGCCGAUCGCUUGAAAGUAAAAGGUCUUGCAGAAGCUCCGCAAACAAUUAAAAAAGAUUAGUAUGAUGUUUAAAAUAUUUUAUUUAUUUAUUUUCUUUUAGUGUUUAAUAUGAACUAUGUAAUAAUAAUAAUUUUCAGUGAUUUAUUAUUAUUAUUUUAAAUGUGUUUAAUCUAUAGAAUAAUAUAUUCUAUAUCAUUUACGACAGUACAAUAUGAAACCAAAAAAAUAAAUAAACAAAUAAAAAAUUGCAACAUGACAUUUAAUAGACUUAUGUAAAAUUAAAUGUCACAAAUCUAUUAUACUAUCACAUAUAAAAAAUGUCUU